GAAUUCAGGAACAUGGAUUUGGGAUUCAGGGAGAUGGAUUUGGGGGAAGGGGACAUGGAUUCAGGGAUCAGGGACAUGGAUUUGAGAUUCAGGGACAUGAAUUUGGGGUCAGGGACAUGGAUUUGGGAGGAAAGGAUUGAUUUGGGACUAAGGGAUGUGGAUUUGAAAAGCAUGGACAGGGGUUUGGGAUUCAGGGAUGUGGAUUCAGGGAUCAGGGACAGGGAUUUGGGAUUCAGGGACAUGGAUUCGGUGGUCAGGGACAUGGAUUUGGGGGUCAGGGAUGUGGAUUUAGGGGUCAGGGGCAGGGAUCUGGAGGUCAGGGAUGUGGAUUUGGAAUUCAGGGACAUAGAUUCAGGGAUCAGGGACAUAGAUUUGGGAUUCAGGGACAUGGAUUUGAGGAUCAGGGACACGGAUUCAGUGAUCAGGGACAUGGAUUCAGUGAUCAGGGAUGUGGAUUCGGGGAUCAGGGACAUGGAUUUGGGAAGCAGGGACAUGGAUUUGGGGGUCAGGGACAUAGAUUUGAGAUUCAGGGACAUGGAUUCAGUGAUCAGGGACAUGGAUUCAGGAUUGAUUCCCUGCUCCAGCCCCCGGGGAGCUCCUCCCUGCUCGGUGGGACCUCAGCAUCCCUCAGGAGCCCGCACAGAUGAGGCAAUGCCGCUGUCCCAGCCCAGCCCAGCCAGCAUCGAGCCUUUUUUGGGAUUUUUUUGGCCGGGGCUGGCUCUGCCCUUCAGAGCCGCGUCCCAAAAGUCAGAGCAGGCAGCAGCGCCGGGAGCGGCUGCAAGGACAGCAGGAAAUUUUGGCAGCACCGAGGCCCGGUGUCUGCGUGAGCUGCUGAGGCGGCUCCGGAGCCGCAGCGCGGAUGGGGAGGCGCUGACAGAAUCCCUUUCACCAUGGAGCUGCCCAGCACCAAAGAGUUCCAGUGGAAAUCCCUGGCGCCGCUGCCCAGCCGCAGGGUUUACUCCACGCUGGUGGAGGCGGCCGGGCAGGUGUUCGCCGUGGGCGGCUGCGAUGACAACGGCGUCCCCGUGGAUUCCUUCGAGGUUUACAGCCCCGAGGCCGACCAGUGGGCAGCGCUGCCCCCCAUGCCCACAGCCAGGGCUGGCGUGGCCGUGGCCGUGCUGGGCAAGAGGAUCAUGGUGAUUGGAGGCGUUGGGGGCAACCAGCAGCCGCUGAAGGUGGUGGAGAUGUACAACACGGACGAGGGGCGCUGGAGGAAGCGCAGCUCGCUCAGAGAGGCUGCCAUGGGCAUCUCAGUCACGGCCAAAGAUUACAGGGUGUACGCAGCGGGCGGGAUGGGCUCGGACCUGCGGCCCCACAACUUCCUGCAGCACUAUGACGUGCUCAAGGACAUCUGGGUGUCCCUGGCUGCCAUGCCCACGCCCCGCUACGCGGCCACGUCCAUCCUGAGGGGCUCCAAGAUCUACGUGCUGGGGGGAAGGCAGUCCAAGUACGCCGUCAGCGCCUUCGAGGUGUUCGACACGGACACGCGCUCCUGGGCCAGGUUCCCCAACAUCCCCAGCAAGAGAGCCUUCUCCUGCUUCGUGCCCGCCGGAGAGAAACUCUUCAGCCUCGGGGGGCUGCGCCAGGGCCGGCUCUACCGGCAGCCCAAGUUCAUGAGGACCGUGGAUGUGUUCGACCUGGAGCAAGGUGGCUGGCUGAGGACAGAGCGCUCGUGUUUCCUGAAGAAGAGACGCGCAGACUUCGUGGCCGGCGUCCUGCGGGGCAGGGUGGUGGUGGCCGGGGGCCUGGGGAAUCAGCCGAGCGUGCUGGAGUCGGCGGAGGCGUUCCACCCGGACAAGAACAAGUGGGAGAGCCUCCCCCCCAUGCCCACCCCGCGCUGCGCCUGCUCCAGCAUCGCCCUGCGGGAUUGUCUGCUGGCCGUGGGCGGCGUCAGCCAGGGGCUCAGCACGGCCGUGGAGGCGCUGUGCCUCUCGGAUUCCUGAGUGGAACCGUCCUGGAGGAGAAUCCAACCUGGGACAGGUCCUGUGCUUCUGAUUCCUGAGUGGAACUGUCCUGGAGGAGAAUCCAACCUGGGACAGGUCCUGUGCCUGUCGGAUUCCUGAGUGGAGCUGUCCUGGGACACGUCCUGUGCUUCUGAUUCCUGACUGGAACCGUCCUAGAGGAGAAUCCAACCUGGGACAGGGUCCUGUGCCUGUCGGAUUCCUCACUGGAACCAUCCUGGUAUAGGUCCCUGUGCCUGUCAGAUUCCUGACUGGAGUCCUGGAGGAGAAUCCCACCUGGGACAGGGCCCUGUGCCUCUGAUUCCUGACUGGAACCAUCUUGGAGGGGGAUCCUACAUGGAACAGGUCCCUGUGCCUGUAGGAUUCCUGACUGGAGUCCUGGAGGAGAAUCCCACCUCAAACAGGUCCCUGUGCCUCUGAUUCCUGACUGGAACCAUCCUGGGAUAGGUCCCUGUGUCUCUGAUU
Messenger RNA from Catharus ustulatus (Swainson's thrush), 2426 nucleotides. RefSeq names its product kelch domain containing 8A (gene KLHDC8A). The transcript is spliced from 8 exons. The record is from RefSeq and is a predicted model, not a curated record. Bases 891 to 1943 code for a protein of 350 amino acids. Gene Ontology annotation, molecular function: protein binding. NCBI's taxonomy places the organism in Eukaryota, Metazoa, Chordata, Aves, Passeriformes, Turdidae.